Messenger RNA from Talaromyces atroroseus, 732 nucleotides. RefSeq lists its product as hypothetical. The coding region runs from base 1 to 732 and encodes 243 amino acids. Gene Ontology annotation, cellular component: cytoplasm; nucleus. The transcript is spliced from 7 exons. The record is from RefSeq and is a predicted model, not a curated record. NCBI's taxonomy places the organism in Eukaryota, Fungi, Ascomycota, Eurotiomycetes, Eurotiales, Trichocomaceae.
AUGCGGUUUCUAUGCCUUCACGGUGCAAUCGGAAAUGUUGAUAACAUAAGAAUUCAACUAGAGCCCUUGGGAAAAGAACUUGACAGUGAUCACACGGCCACGUUUCACUUCAUCAAUGCCCCUGUGGCAGUAAUUCCUCCUGCGGGGUUCAGCGAAUAUUUCGGUCCAGGGCCUCAUUACAGAUGGAUGGACGAUGAGGGUGCUGGAGAAGAUUCAAUGCUCAAUCGUAUCCGUGAGCUCCCCGUUGGCCAGGAUCCAGAAGACGUUAUGAGAAUCUUAACUUCUUCCGACAAAGGCUGGAGGAAUCGUAAUGCUGUUAUGCAGUAUCUUUAUGAUACCCUAGAAAGUCACCCCGACAUAGAAGGGAUCAUCGGAUACAGCGAAGGGUCUGCAAUGGCCGCUACGCUCAUCCUAGAUGAGCUGAGCAAACUGGAAAACGAGGGACGACCUAGAAGGAUAAAAUGCGCCGUUUUCUUUACUGGCUGGCCUCCGCUCAACGGAAAGAAUAAGCCCCUGCUCGCAGACGAAAGUGACACACUCGUUGAUAUUCCUACUCUGCACAUUGUCGGAGCAAACGAUCCUUAUCGACAUGGCGCUGUUGCAUUGUACAACGUGUGUGACCCGGACACUGCACAUAUGUUUGACACAGGCAAAGGCCAUACAAUUCCGCGAGCUGGCAAGCUCGUUGCGGAUAACCAACGGUACCUCGGUCGUGCCUGGUACAGAGCGUAG